Bombus terrestris (buff-tailed bumblebee) is the source of this 2108-nucleotide messenger RNA. It is a transcript of the gene LPCAT, whose product is annotated as lysophosphatidylcholine acyltransferase. Lineage: Eukaryota; Metazoa; Arthropoda; Insecta; Hymenoptera; Apidae. Bases 373 to 1869 code for a protein of 498 amino acids. The record is from RefSeq and is a predicted model, not a curated record. Gene Ontology annotation, molecular function: calcium ion binding. The transcript is spliced from 11 exons.
GUUCGUCCCGUCGAGUCGACCGCGAGCACAGUAGAUCGUCGACCGACAACCCCUUCGCGUACGAUCAUGUCUCGCCACGGCUGAUUAAGAGCUCCCUUCUUUUUUCUUCGUCAUUUUUUUUUACCUGUCUGUCUCGGCUGGUACCACAUUAUAAACAGUGUCAAGAAGCUCGAGCAUAUCGCCAGAAAGUUUCGCACCUACCGAUACAUAUCGACGUUUCGCGGCUUGCAGUGUGUGACACGUCAGGCUACUAAGCCGCGUUUAUUGUCUUGCUAUCCCUCCGUAUAUAUCUUUCUUCAAUCCUCUGUCUCUUUCUUAUUCUCUGCCUCUCUCUCUCUCUUUUUCUGUUCGUGACCACUGGGAAAAAAGAAUAUGGAUGAGGCGAACGGAAAAAUGCGGAGCAAGCACGAGGACGUGGAUACUGCGUCCCUCAGCGCUGACAUCCUGAACCCCUUCGUACACCGUCUCGAGCUCGACACAACCUACGACAAGCUCAAGACGGCAUUCCUGACGGUAGCACUACUACCAUUCAGACUGGCCGCAAUUACGGCUCUGGUGAUCAUGGCCUGGCUCCUGGCUUGUUUAGGUCUUCUUGGAUUGUCCGAAGAAGAUCUUCGUCGCGCACCUCUGACAGGGUGGAGACGCAAAAUAGUGCCCUGGCUGUGUUUUAUGGGCCGGCUGACAUACCAAGCAGGAGGAAUGAGAAUCAUUGUGCGUGGAAGACAGGCGACGAGGGCGGAAGCGCCGAUUUUAGUGGUUGCACCCCACUCGACCUUCAUGGACGGAGGGAUCGUCUACAUAACCGGGUUCCCUUCGAUCAUCGUAAGACGAGAAUCAGGAUUGAACCCAUUUAUCGGAAAACUUAUCAACUAUACACAACCGGUCUAUGUUUGGAGAGAAGAUCCGAAUUCACGGCAAAAUACUAUCAAGGAAAUUAUCGAAAGAGCUACUUCAAAAGAGGAUUGGCCACAGGUGAUGAUAUUCCCGGAAGGUACUUGUACAAAUCGAUCGUGCCUUAUUACUUUCAAAUCAGGUGCAUUUUAUCCUGGUGUUCCUGUUCAGCCAGUCUGCAUCAGAUAUCCUAACAAAUUGGACACCGUAACAUGGACAUGGGAAGGUCCUGGGGCAUUAAAGCUACUGUGGCUUACAUUGACACAGCUAAAUAGCAGUUGUGAAAUAGAGUUCCUUCCUGUUUACAAACCAAGCGAAGCGGAGAAAACAGAUCCCAAGCUUUAUGCAAAUAACGUGCGACGUCUUAUGGCGGAGGCAUUGCAGAUUCCCGUGUCAGAUUAUACGUAUGACGAUUGCCGAAUUAUCAGCAAAGCUCAUCAGCUAAACAUACCACGAGCAUCCAUCAUAGUGGAAGCCCAUAAACUUCGUAACAAACUCGGUUUGGUAUCGGCCAAAACGGAAGAGGAGUUAGUUCAGAAGAAAACAGAGAGAUUUAACGAAGAAGUUAAUUUGCACGAAUUUGCGCAAAUCCUCAGAAUAGAUGAAAAAGAGCCUGUUACUCAGCAACUAUUUCGGAUACACGAUAGGCAUGGAAAUGGUAAAAUAGAUUUAGAAGAAUAUUUAUUCACGGUGUUAGCUACAACAACCGCAAACUCGGAGCUAGACAAAAUCGAAACAGCGUUCGAAGUAUGUGGUACCAAGUCAUUAUCUUGUAUCAAUAAAAUGGAAUUAAGAAAGGCUUUAAAACUCUCAUUAAGUACGCCAACGGAAGAAUCUGAUAAAAUUUUUCAGAAUGCAAAGAUCGAUUUUGCUGAUACAACAGUAAAUUUUGAAUUCGUACUAGCAGCAUUAUCAGCAAGAGCAGAAUACUGUCAUAUAUUCGCUGGUAACCCCGAGACGAGGAAAAAAACUAUUUGAGAGUAUUUCAUCAACUCGUUCCAUGCUCAUCGAAGAUACAGAACACACCGUGUCUGUGGCAGGCCGCUUCUCAAUCAGGCAUGCUCCAGCCCUGUAUAAAUUUGUUCAAUUCUUGCUGAUAUUACUACCCUCUCAACGAAUAGAUAGCCAUUUUUAUUUAGUAUUAUUAUCGUUGACGAAGCAAGAAGUGUCGUCUUCGUGAGAAUUAAACAAGCGACGUACGGAACGAGAAGAUUAUA